GGCGGGGCGGGGCGCGGCCGCCAUCUUGGCGCGGGCAGGGCCCGGCCGGCAGCGGGGCCGCGGGGGUCGGUGCGGGCCGGGGGGGGGCCGGGCCGCCCCCCGAGGCCCUGCCGCAGCCAUGGAGCCGAGCGGCGGGCGGAAGGAGAGGCCGAAGCCCCGGGAGCCGGCGGCCCGCCUGGAGAAGGCGAAGCAGAAGUCGGCGCAGCAGGAGCUGAAGCAGCGGCAGCGGGCGGAGAUCUACGCGCUGAACCGGGUGAUGACGGAGCUGGAGCAGCAGCAGUUCGACUCCUUCUGCAAGCAGAUGCAGGCCCCCAGCGAGUGAGGGGCGGCGCCCCCGGCACCCGCCCCUCGCGUUAUUUAUUACUUCGCCUCGAAGAGCCACUUUUCCCUUUUUUUCCCCUUUUUUCCCUUUCUUAAUAAAAGCAGUGGUUGUUCCACA
Messenger RNA from Anas platyrhynchos (mallard), 439 nucleotides. RefSeq names its product small vasohibin binding protein (gene SVBP). Gene Ontology annotation, biological process: protein secretion; negative regulation of protein ubiquitination. Gene Ontology annotation, cellular component: apical part of cell. NCBI's taxonomy places the organism in Eukaryota, Metazoa, Chordata, Aves, Anseriformes, Anatidae. The record is from RefSeq and is a predicted model, not a curated record.